Messenger RNA from Colossoma macropomum (tambaqui), 416 nucleotides. RefSeq names its product mitochondrial ribosomal protein L53 (gene mrpl53). Gene Ontology annotation, cellular component: mitochondrial large ribosomal subunit. The record is from RefSeq and is a predicted model, not a curated record. Lineage: Eukaryota; Metazoa; Chordata; Actinopteri; Characiformes; Serrasalmidae. The transcript is spliced from 3 exons. The coding region runs from base 10 to 333 and encodes 107 amino acids.
AAAAGAAAUAUGGCCGCGUCCAGGGGACCCGUGGUGUUAAAGGCGGUCAAGAAAAUAGUUGUACAGUUUUGCCCCUUUGAGUCCAACGUCCGCGCCACACGAGACUUUCUUGUUUUGGUGGGAUCUGAAAAGGCGAGGGCGACUAAUAUGAACUGUGAAGUCAUAACAGAAGUGAAACAUGACCAGUCAGAUCCUGUGAUUGACGUCACAUUCAUGGAUGGAGAAAGGUUAGUGAUGAAAGGAUCCAGACUGACAAGCCAAGAGAUGCUUUCUGCCCUACAGACAUGCUGCAUGGCUAAAGAUCCCCAGGCCAAAACAGGAGGGAAGAAAUAGCUGUACUUUUUGUGUGUCUCUUAUGUUGUGUAGCCCUAUUUAUGUUCUUUUUUCAUUAAAUAAACCUACUGUCUCAAAUCAAA